GCUACACUUUUUCUUCUUUCUGCAAAAUUGCAACUAGUUAGCCUGCUAACUUUUGUGCACCAUGGGCAUGGCUGAUAAGAGCUUGGCGAAGAGGAAGGCUGGGCUGAUCACCAAGACGCUGGACAGGUGCUGGAGCACACCAAUGAGGAACAAGCCUGCAGAGGGCUGUUUCUCUGUCUACGUCGGUGCUGGGAGGCAGCGGUUCGUGGUGCGGACAGAGUGCGUGAACCACCCGCUGUUCCGGGCGCUGCUCAAGGAGGCCGAGGAGGUGUUUGGGUACGCAGACGCAGGGCCCCUUGAGCUACCCUGCAACGCCGAGGCGUUCGCCGGGGUGUUGGAGCAGAUCGAGGAGGAGAAGCAGAUGGUGGGGGGAAGGAGGUGCGGCCUUGUCAGGGGGAAAUCCUACCGGCUGCUUGGCACUGGUCAGGCUGUCAUCAUCGACCGGUCGUAGCAUAUGCAUUGGAUUGGAUGAUGCCGAGUUGAUGAGCUCUGAGUUUUGUUGAGCUCGCAUUCUGGGACUAUCAUGUACACAUUUGGAAGCAACCUUAGCAUUCCCAAGUAUGGUAAACAACAUCAGCAUAUACUGGGCAAAUGAGAUACUUUUCUUUCUUCUUCUUUUUCUAUUUUGCAUUUUUUGUGAGAAGGCAAUGUUAGAUUUUGAUUUGUUUUCCCCUCCUAAGUUGUAUUAUCUGUCGGUGGAAGUGUUAUACAGAUAUAUAAAGAAUCUAUAAGUUUUUUAUGCCCAUA
Molecule: messenger RNA, 747 nt
Organism: Triticum aestivum (bread wheat)
Lineage: Eukaryota; Viridiplantae; Streptophyta; Magnoliopsida; Poales; Poaceae
Product: auxin-responsive protein SAUR50
Exons: 1
Coding region: 62-451 (129 amino acids)
Biological process (GO): response to auxin
Source: RefSeq, a predicted model, not a curated record